Messenger RNA from Adineta ricciae, 354 nucleotides. NCBI's taxonomy places the organism in Eukaryota, Metazoa, Rotifera, Eurotatoria, Adinetida, Adinetidae. The record is from the annotation of a GenBank genome assembly.
AUGUCUGAAAACGAGCUGAUUCAAAAAUAUUAUCACGGUUCAUACAAAACAAAUUCGCAUGGUUCUGUCAUAUGUCCGCUCUACAAUGAAAAGAAAAAUGAAGAUGAUCAGAUCUGCAAAUUUUUCGUUGAAAAUGACGGUGAUAGUCUCACUCCCGAACAAUUCGAGUAUUUAUGGACACAUGUGAAAUCACGUCAUGAAGACACGUAUAGAGACAUUUUGAAAAUGUGUCGAUCAAAGAUUGUCGAUGUCUCCAAGACGAAUCAGUAUGACAAUCUUAUGGAUACAAUUACAUUGUCGUCAUCGAAUUUGAACAAACCCAGUACCGUCUCGCGACAUACUGUCCAAUCUUAA